AUAUCAUGGAUUGGUCCCUACUGGAGCUGGCUGCCUCCAGAGACCAUCUGAUUCAGGUCCCUGAUUAGUCAGUAUGGCCAGUCUUCUGGAGCAGGCGUUGGCUACUAUCGUGAGCACCUUUCAGGAAUAUUCACAGCUGUCUGGAAACCCGCUCUGCCAGGCGAAGUUCAAGGAACUCCUGGAGAAGGAGCUGCCUACCUGGACCCCGACGACGCUUCGGGAGUGUGAGUACAAGCAGUUCAUCAGUGUCCUGGACACCAACAAGGAUUGCCAGGUGGAUUUUGUGGAGUACAUGCGCCUGCUCGCCGGCCUCUGCGUCUACUGCCACGAGUCCUUCAAGGACAGCCCCCUGAAGCCCUCCUGCUCCCAGUAAUGGGCAGGGCAGCUGUCGGAGGGCAGAGGUCAGGGUCCUCUCGGGACCCACUCCGUCUCUGCCCCGAGGUCAUCCUGGGCACAUCAGCUCUCCCCUUCCCAGCCCCCCGGGCCCCUCCUUCUAGAAUCUCCCAGGCUUGCCCCUGGUGUGCCAACCCAUGAGUCCAGGAUACAUGAGAGGACCAUCCCCAGAAUCACAGCUAGUGAUCUGAAGAGGAGCCAGCCGCUGCCUCCCCCC
Messenger RNA from Dama dama (fallow deer), 610 nucleotides. It is a transcript of the gene S100A3, whose product is annotated as S100 calcium binding protein A3. Gene Ontology annotation, molecular function: calcium ion binding; transition metal ion binding. The transcript has 3 exons. NCBI's taxonomy places the organism in Eukaryota, Metazoa, Chordata, Mammalia, Artiodactyla, Cervidae. Gene Ontology annotation, cellular component: cytoplasm. The record is from RefSeq and is a predicted model, not a curated record. The coding region runs from base 74 to 373 and encodes 99 amino acids.